AUGACUCAACGAACCGAAACGAAGUCCAAAAAUCCUGACGAUGAAGCCGCCAACGUCGGCACCAAGCGCAAAGCCUCAGAAACCUCGCCGUCCAACCAUACCGAGGAUGAUGAACCCAAUACCAAAAAGGCCAAGACCGAGAACUCAAAGGCAAUGGUCGAGUGGCUCCUAAGUGAUGAAGCCUUCUCCCUCGCCUUCCCAGCUCUCCCACCUGGCCACGGCGAAAUCGACUGGGACGAAGGCCAACACCGCAAAGACCCUCCUCCCGAAAACGCCGGGAAGAAACAAGAUAACAGCGAUGGCAAUAAUGAAGGCAAUGAUGACGGCAAAGCACACCGUCUAACAUACCCAGACUCCACGCUCACCCCCUUCCAAAACCUCGUGGCCGCCCUCCUAAUAAGCAAACCAAUCUCCCACCGUUUAGGCCUCCGAACCCUCAACACAUUACUCAACCCGCCCUUUCGCUUGCGCACGCCGCGGGACCUCGACGAAGCUGGGUUCGAGGGGCGGAGGAAGGUGAUGUGGGAGGCGAGGACGCAGCAUAAGGAGAAGACUGCUGUUCAGUUGGGGGAUUUAGUUGAGGGGGUGAGGAAGAUUUGUCACGGUGGAGGGGGUGAUGAUGAUGAAAGUGAACAGGAACAGGAAAAGGGAAAGGAAGACGAGGGGGCUGUCGAGAAGAUGACGGCGUUGAGAGAGAUGGUCAAAGGAAUGGAGGCCGAGGAGGCGCAGAAGAAGGUUGAGAAAGUGUUGACUGAUGGGAUUAAAGGCGUUGGGCCCACUGGUGCUGGGAUCUUUUUGAGGAGGGUGCAGGAGGAGUGGGAAGAGGUGUUUCCUUAUGCCGAUACGAGGGCUCUUGAGGCUGCUGUCGAGUUUGGUGUCAUUCAGGAGGGUGACGGCGCGGAGGAGUUGGCCGAUGCGGUUGAGUGGGAUCGGGGCAAGUUUGUGAGGAUGUUGGAUGUGCUUGUCGGGAUUCAACUUGAGAAGAAGAUGGAGGAGGCGCUGAAGAUGGCGAGGGGAGGUGGGAAGUAG
Colletotrichum godetiae is the source of this 1029-nucleotide messenger RNA. RefSeq lists its product as uncharacterized. Lineage: Eukaryota; Fungi; Ascomycota; Sordariomycetes; Glomerellales; Glomerellaceae. The record is from RefSeq and is a predicted model, not a curated record. The coding region runs from base 1 to 1029 and encodes 342 amino acids. The transcript has a single exon.